AUGCCAAUUUGUACAGAUCGAGCUCGUCGACCAAAUGCUGGUUCACGCAUGGCUCAGUUAUUGAAUGAAGAAGAAGAGGAUGAAUUCUAUACCAGUAUCUAUGGAGGCUUCACAGAGGAAGCAGAAGAUGUAGAUUAUGAGUCAGAAAGUUCCGUGGAAGACGUCAUCGAUUCCGAUUUUGAUGAUGAUACCGAAAAUGGGGAGGAUGACGCUGCGGCCUCCGAUGGUAGCGAUGAGAAUGAAAAACCUAAAGGUCGCUCAAGGCGUGUAAUCACCAAGGGCUAUAAGGUGAUUCCGUUUUUCUAUUUUUAUCUGAUUAGCGUUCUCCUUGUGCGAUGCUAG
Messenger RNA from Echinostoma caproni, 342 nucleotides. The record is from the annotation of a GenBank genome assembly. NCBI's taxonomy places the organism in Eukaryota, Metazoa, Platyhelminthes, Trematoda, Plagiorchiida, Echinostomatidae.